AUAUAUAUAGAACAAGAAAUAGCUAGUGGGUAGAGCAUAGUUGUGAGAAAUAAGGAUGAGUAGCGUGCAUGCAGUGGUGUUUAUGUAUCCAUUACAGGGCCAUAUCAUCCCAACUUAUAACUUGGCCAAGAAACUGGCAUCCAAAGGCAUCCUUGUGACUGUGGUGUGCACCCAUGGCUGCUAUGCUCGCAUCAUCAAAGCUUAUAAGGGUCGUGACCCUUUUGCCCACAACGUUUACAGUAUGCGAUCGGCACUUGUGUCCGAUGGAUUGCCUCAGGACUUCGACAGAUCUCUCAAUCACCUUGAGUUUGAUAAUGCUCUCUUGAAUAAGAUGGAGUUCCACGUAGAGGAAUUGAUGGAGGAUCUGCAACGAAAAGGCCCUCCAAUCUCCUGCAUCAUCACCGACACGUUUUACGUUUGGCCGGAUCGCAUAGCCAAGAAAUUUGGAGUUCCACAUGUUUCUUUCUGGACAGAGUCGGUCAUGGUGUUUUCCAUAUAUUAUCACUGGGACCUCCUCAUCAAAAAUGGCCAUUAUCCCUUUACAGCAGACGAGAACGAGCUGAUAAACUACAUUCCUGGGGCUCCAGCUCUGAAAUUAACAGACCUUCCUUCAUAUCUGCAAGAGCGGGAUGUAUCAACGCUAGUGCACAAAAUCAUAUACCAAGCAUUUCGUUCUGCCCGCGCUGCAGAUUGGAUUCUUUCCAACACAAUCGAGGAUCUGGAGAACCAAACAAUUGAAGAGCUGCAAGUUCAGUCAGGAAUCCCAUUUUGUUCAGUGGGUCCGUUGCUUCAACCCAAAGGCGAGGUGGGGACAAGCAUGUGGGCCGAGUCUGACUGCAGGAGCUGGCUUGACAACAAGCCCAAGAACUCCGUUCUGUACAUCUCCUUCGGAAGUUAUGCCCAUGUUUCCAAACCCCAAAUUCAUGAAAUGGCCAUGGGAUUGUUACAUAGCAAGCGGCCCUUCAUUUGGGUUCUUCGUCCUGAUGUCGUUGCCUCUGAUGUGCAAGACUUGCUACCAGAUGGGUUUGUGGAAAAAAGUAAAGAUCAGGGUUUGGUUGUUGAGUGGGUGUCUCAGGUAGAUGUGUUGUCUCAUUCUUCAGUGGGUGGGUUUCUCACCCAUUGUGGUUGGAAUUCCAUCUUGGAAAGCCUCUGGUUGGGAGUUCCCAUGCUUGCAUUUCCUUUGCUUACAGACCAGUAUACAAACUGCAGGCUCAUUGUCCAGCAAUGGGGAGUGGCCAUGAGUCUGGGUCACAUUUCUAGGAGUUCCAACAACUUGAGGUCCACGCUGGUGCUUCGCCAAGAGAUUGCCCUCACAAUAAAAGAGUUUAUGAAUAUGGAUGGACAAGAGGGGAAAAGACUUAGGUGUAACAUUGGGAGUGUUAGAGAUGUUAUGAAGAAAGCAGUGAUGAAUGGAGGGUCAUCUCAAAACAAUUUGGAAGGCUUUAUAGAGUUUUUGAAAGGGAGAGAGCUGAGCCGGUUUGCUUUAGAGAGUGAAUUCCACACGGAGUGAUUUCUUUAUAGGAGAAGCCUGGUCAAGGGGUAGAGAGGUUUAUAAAAUAGAUAUUUAUAGAAAGAAGUAAAUUUAUUUAAAUAUAUUUUUAUUAAUGAGUUUUUAAAAUAAGGUUAUUUUUAUAUAAGGAAGGAGAAUAGUUGAUUGUUAGGUUUUUUUUCAAAUUUAAUUGUCACGUUAUAUCUUUAUCAUUUAAUGCACAAGUAUAUAUCUAUGAGAUUUUUAUUUUUUAUAUUUGAUUUUAAGAGGUUUUAUAAGGAAGGGAAAGUGAGAGGGAAAGGCAUGGAAUAUAAUAGAAUAUGAGAUGAAUGAGACGAAAUAAUAGAAAACAACAAGUAUAGGUAAUAGUAGAAAUAAGAUAGUUGAGAGAAAAUACAGGAUGAUGUAUGAAA
Molecule: messenger RNA, 1902 nt
Organism: Cryptomeria japonica (Japanese cedar)
Lineage: Eukaryota; Viridiplantae; Streptophyta; Pinopsida; Cupressales; Cupressaceae
Product: UDP-glycosyltransferase 86A1
Exons: 2
Coding region: 56-1510 (484 amino acids)
Molecular function (GO): UDP-glycosyltransferase activity
Source: RefSeq, a predicted model, not a curated record